Messenger RNA from Castor canadensis (American beaver), 3682 nucleotides. It is a transcript of the gene Gpd1l, whose product is annotated as glycerol-3-phosphate dehydrogenase 1 like. Gene Ontology annotation, cellular component: cytosol. Gene Ontology annotation, molecular function: protein homodimerization activity; oxidoreductase activity, acting on the CH-OH group of donors, NAD or NADP as acceptor; NAD binding. The record is from RefSeq and is a predicted model, not a curated record. Gene Ontology annotation, biological process: carbohydrate metabolic process; glycerol-3-phosphate catabolic process. NCBI's taxonomy places the organism in Eukaryota, Metazoa, Chordata, Mammalia, Rodentia, Castoridae.
GUCAGCUGUGGCCCCCGGCGCCCGGGUAGGGUGGCCGUGGCCAUUGGCCGAAAGGCGGUCAAGGGCGGGGUCGCCGGGAGCCGCUGCGAGCUGGGCUGAGCUGGUGGAGGCCGGCAGCCAGCCGGAGAGGCAAGGUCUGGGUUGCAGAGUUCCGGCCCGGCCAUGGCAGUGGCGCCCCUGAAAGUGUGCAUCGUGGGCUCGGGGAACUGGGGUUCAGCUGUUGCAAAAAUAAUUGGUAAUAAUGUCAAGAAACUGCAGAAGUUUGCCUCUACUGUCAAGAUGUGGGUUUUUGAAGAAACAGUCAAUGGGAGAAAACUGACAGACAUCAUAAAUAAUGACCAUGAAAAUGUAAAAUAUCUCCCUGGACACAAGCUGCCAGAAAAUGUGGUGGCUGUCUCCAAUCUCAGUGAAGCCGUGCAGGACGCAGAUCUGCUAGUGUUUGUCAUCCCCCACCAGUUCAUCCACAGGAUCUGCAAUGAGAUCACCGGCCAGGUGCCCAAGAAAGCCCUGGGCAUCACCCUCAUCAAGGGCAUAGAUGAGGGCCCCGAGGGGCUGAAGCUUAUUUCCGACAUCCUCCGGGAGAAGAUGGGCAUUGACAUCAGUGUGCUCAUGGGUGCCAACAUCGCCAGCGAGGUGGCUGCAGAGAAGUUCUGUGAGACCACCAUCGGCAGCAAAAUAGUGGAGAAUGGUCUCCUCUUCAAAGAACUCCUGCAGACCCCCAAUUUUCGAAUUACUGUGGUGGAUGACGCAGACACAGUUGAACUUUGUGGCGCUUUGAAGAACAUUGUCGCCGUGGGAGCUGGGUUCUGCGAUGGCCUGUGCUGCGGAGACAACACCAAGGCUGCCGUCAUCCGCCUAGGCCUCAUGGAAAUGAUCGCUUUUGCCAGGAUAUUCUGCAAGGGCCAGGUGUCCACGGCCACCUUCCUGGAGAGCUGUGGGGUAGCCGACCUGAUCACCACCUGCUACGGAGGGAGGAACCGCAGGGUGGCUGAGGCCUUCGCCAAGACUGGAAAGACCAUUGAAGAAUUGGAGAAGGAGAUGCUGAAUGGGCAGAAGCUCCAAGGACCCCAGACCUCUGCUGAAGUGUACCGCAUUCUCAAGCAGAAGGGACUCAUUGACAAGUUCCCGUUGUUCACUGCGGUGUACCAGAUCUGCUAUGAAGGCAGGCCUGUCCCAGAGAUGCUGUCUUGUCUACAGAGCCAUCCAGAGCACAUCUGAAGUGAACUGUGCCAUGGGCCGGGGAAGUUCUGCCUCUCCCACUUGGGGUUCAUGGGAAACCUGGAUUUAGCAACAGGAUGUUUGCUUGACCAUACUCCCAUCACGGACAUGCAUGAAUUGUGAGCAGCGGUUCAUUACUAAGAUGUACUAGGAAACAAUGAAACACACGUGUGAACAUGUAUGUGUUCAUUUCUCAUUCUAUGGGUGUUUCCUUGAACCAAAAUUAUGUGUCCUUUUUAAUGAUUGCAUUUGAAAUUUCCACACCAUGGUAGCCUAUAAGACUGGAACUAGCUCAGCUAAACUUUUAGAUGUAAUUCAUAUGUAUUUGAGCAGAGGGAAGAAUUAGUUUUUCUCAUUCUUUUGAUAAUCAAUUUAACCAGCAUUAAAAUGGUAGAUAUAAUGGAGGAAUAAGUGUAUUCAAAACCAAAAUAUUUUACUUUGGAACCACUAUCUCAAAGCCAGCAUAAUUAACUACUUUGAUCAUGAGUUGAUUUUUUUUUUUAAACAAAUAGAUAUUUUAAUUAGAUAAUCCACUCAUAUAGUCUCUCUGGCUGCAGUUUUCUGCAUGUCUAGCUCCUUUCUCGUCAUUAGCUGCCAGCAGAGCUUUUCUACAAACCAUCAGUGGCCAAGGACAGCAGACACACCUGGCUUUCCCUGCCCUGACCAACACACUCCUCUGGCCAGCAGACACUGGACGAAGCUUUUUGUUAGGUCCUACUUUCCUGCAGAUAUUUCUCUUAAUCCUCACAGAUCCUUGGAGGAGCCACUGUUAUUCUUCUUGUAAGAUGCAGUGCUGUACCUGGUCACCUGUGCAAAGGACAGGCACAGGAGCCCCAUGCAGGGCACAAGAACUGCCAAGACAUGCCUAGGCCAAUAUGACCUCCAGCUGCUUGCCAUGUGCAGUCUUUCUAGAGGCCAUAACUUCCUGCCCCAGAGUUGUGGAUGGGUGAGGGUCUCAAUGGUCACCACUCCAAGUGUGGUCCUCAAACCCAGUAGCAUCAGUGGCACUCAGAUACGCAGGCUCCCAGGCCCUUCCCACACCUCUGAAAUGGCACCUAUAGUUCAGCAAGCUUUCCAUGUGCUUCCAAUGCUCACUACAAUCCAAGAGCCACGAUGUUAGGAUUUACUUUAGCAGGGCCUUCUCCAAACCAUGUUCCAUAGGAAGCAAGGAUCCCAGGGACCAGGAACCAUUCCAGGUAUACCCUGGAAAGGCUUUGGGAAAAGGUGCUUUGGUGCACCGCUGUUGAAAUAUAGACUAUGUGAGAAUGUUAGUGGAACCUGGCCUCAAACAUGUUAGGCUAUGGGAAUUUUUUUGGCAAGGAAACUAGCCAGAGUUUCCAGAGACCGCUGUUGUAGACUAAGGUGACCUUCAGCCAACUCAAGCAGACACUUCACUCCCUGCAGGAAAUUAGGAUGACUAAACUACCUGUGGCACAGUUCUGUUCUGCUGUGAAUCUAUGAUGAAGCUUAAGGGUGACGCCGUCAAGUACAGCCAAGUAGAUGCCAGCCUCGCUGAGACGCACAUUAUGUGGAAUAAGUGUUCUAGUUCUAGGAUUAGAAUGGGAACCUUUUUCAGAUGAGAUUGGUUCAGAGCACCCUUCCACAUGACGCUCCAUAAGUGUUCAAAGAGCACGUGAAUGUUACAUAUUCAGGCAAUUUUAGUUACUUUGUGAGAUUUUUGACUCUCCCCCACACACCCAGUUUGGGUCUUUUUCUCCCCCUGCCCCAUAACUGAAAUUAUUGUAAAAUAGAUUUUUGUGGGAAUUUUAAAGCUGUGUCCACAACAUUUGGGGGCAUUUUAAAGCCUCCUCCUCAGAAGCCUGGGAAAGCACACAAAAUGCUAACACAUGUCAGCAGUGUUAGUGACACUGUUGAGUCAAUCAAUUUUGGCUUGUCUCCUGAUGAAUCUUUUUUAAAGUUUGUACAUAGAUAAUGAAGAGUUACUUUCUAAGAUCUGAAAAGGGCUGUAAGGUAACUGUGGUGUCUAUUAAGUAGGAUCAUGAGGAACUGGGAUUGCGUGUUUGUACAGCCUGUCUGUAUUCCAGUCUUUCCUUUGUAAACACUCUCUCCACUCUGAAAUCCACCAACUCUCCCUCUUGAGCAUACUUACAACAGCCUGCACAGUGUGGGGAAAGGGACAUUUUAUAAGUUUGUGUCUGCUAAUUGUAGAUAUUUAUUACUCUAUGAGUCAUCUAUUUUUAUAACCACUGUGGUCUGUCAUCUAUUUUAAUUCAUGUUUCUUACUAAUUAUGAUAAUUGGGAGGGAGACACCUAGAUUAGAAACUUAAUCUAUACUAUUUCAGCUAAUCUGUAAAUGUAAAAACUACAUUAGCCAGGCAUGGUGGUGUGCCCCUGUAAUCCCAGCACUUGGGAGACUGAAGCAAGAGGAUCUAGAGUUUAAGGCCAGCCUGAGCUACAAUACAAGGGCUGGACUGGGAUGUGUGGCAAGUGGUAGAGCACCUGC